AUGGGAGGAGCUUCGAAGUGCCUCAUGCUUCUCUCCACUCCAUUCCCACUGCAGAGCCCUCACCCCUCUCUUCUUCCCCGCGUGGGCUCCCACUCUUCUCAGCCCCUCUCAAUCUCGCUCUCUGUCGCCCGCUUCUCAGCCUCGCUCCGUCUCCCCUCUGUUGGCUCCCAGGCUCUGUAUGGAAACCCUCUGAGAUCUGCGGGGAAGGCGCACGGGGAGAGCGCGAGCGUUGGGGAUGAGGCGGGCGAAUCGCCUGGGAAAUGGCCGGAGUGGCGGAAGAUGGUGGAGCAUGUGACCGCCGGUGGAUAUGUGGGCCGGCAGGGGCUUCCAGCGUUUCCGGAGGACGACGAAGAUUCUUUCUCAAUAUGCGGGGAGAUACCGGAGGAGUUCACGAAGGCCGCCAGAGCAUGCCUAUUGUUCGCCCGUGAGCGGCCUGACCUUCUGAGGUGAAAUCUCUUAUUCCUGGACAAUUUUUCUUGUCCCGUUGCUUUAUUUUCUUGAAAUUGGCAGUGAUCCUGCGAAAACUCUCAAUAUGCUCCAUCUGGGUCUGUCCUUCUUUCCAUAGGUCUCUACCGAGGAGGGACGUCGAGGUUCUCGUGGAGAAUGGGUCCCCAUUCUUGUUUAAGAAUGGCGUGAACUCAGUCCGGCGGAUGAAGCAAUUUAUAGACGGCAAUGGAAGUAAUGUGAGCUCAUCAAGCAACCCCGUUCAUCUCUCCUUCUUCUCCUGGUUAUGAACUCCGCAUGCCAAAAUAGUGUCUGAAGCUUGAAUUCUGCACCAUCUUUGCGAGUUAGAGGAUGAAAAUAAAGGGUUGAAGCAUUAAUUUUUUCCAUUUUUGGUAGGAUUGGUUUUUUUUUUCUUGCAAUUUUUGUUCUUAGAACGGUCUCACAUUGAAUGGGAAGUCCAAUUGUGCGUUUAUUUCUCUCGUUGGCAAUCCGAUUUGCGUCACAUUGAAUGAUAAAAAUAUAAAUAUUGGGAAUCUAGUUUCGUAACCCAGGAAAAAGGGGAUUAUCAAACACAUUUAUGAUAAUGGUAGCCUGUGCGAUUUCAGUUUAGAUGAGUGUUUGGAGCUGCAAAUACAUGUGAAUAUCUGUAUUUAUGAGCCAUCUGAGUUGAGAUUCUAGAAAAUCGGUGUUCCUUUUUCUCAUGGAUUUGCCAAUUAAAGACUCAUUUGAUUUGAGAUAAUUAUCUUGAAAGAUCAAUGUUUCCUUUCUCUUCUUGCUCUUGCAGGCUCUUGGGGCCGGGCAAGCCCUCACAGUAGAUGUGAUGAGAUAUCUGCUGAGCUAUGCAUAUGACUCUCAUUACAGAGCUGGAGCUGGUGGAGAGGACAGAAACCCUGACGAGCUUGCAGAAGCCUCUGCCCGGAGCCUGCUCCUUGAGCUGGCCGAGAUCAAUGGGGAUGUUCAGGAAGCCGGACAGACUACAUUGAAAUAUGAACCAUCUCCAGAUCCUCGAGGGGAAAGGGUUGAAAUGAAGAGGGGAGACUGGAUUUCUCCAAAGUAAGACCAGAUAUUCUUUCCUUAUUUGGUUUUGUGUUUGUUACCUUCAAAACCCAGGCCUUUUAUUUUUAUUUUUACUGCAAAAAGAUUUAUUUUUAUUCGUCAUGGAACCAGUGCCGUCGAUUUAAUGCCAUCCCAAUCCUAAUGAUGUGUAAUAAUCCUCACAAACCAGAGAUUUCCUCAUAUUUUCCUAUGGAAAAGCUUUAUUUUAUUGAUGAUCAUGAUGAUGAUCAUCGUCGUUAAUGAGACCAGUAACUGCUGUUAUCCUAUCUAUCUUACGCCAUCUCAAUCCUAGAGAUCUAUCAACAACUUCAGAAAUCAGAAAUUUCAUAAUAGUUUCGGAUAAAAAGCUUUAUUUUAUGGUUUUAUUCGCUGUCAUCAUCGUCGUCAUCAUCAUCAUCAUCAUCAAUGGAACAUUAACAACAUCGUUGAAUAAAGAAGUGAGGUCGUAGAUCUAGGUAAAAAUUACAUCCCUUGAUUCAUAGCAAAUUCUAGAUAUUUCCAUGAAUGGGUUGGACCCAUGUCUAUUUCUCCCAUAUAUCCUGGAGAUGUUCUACCCUAUUUUCCUUUCUAUAGCAUGAAUUUAUUGGGGAAAUAUUUAUGCCUGUUAAUCCAUGUUGCUAUAGCGUCUGCCGUCUUUCAGAUGUAGUUUCAUGGACUCCUCAAGAAAUAUGUAUUGUCUUCAUUGCAGAGAGGAUCGCCCCAGGAGGCAGCUGACCGGUAGAGAGUGGGAGUGCCCCCAGUGAGUCCCACGUUGACUCUAGGCCGGGCAUUAUGCCUACUUUUAGAAAAUUAUGAUCUUUAGUCACUGUCUCAUGCUUGUCCCCAGAUGCGAGUUCUUCAACCACGGGAGAAAUGUCUCCUGCUUGAGGUGCGACCACAAGCGGCCCGAGGAGCUCUCAACCCUGGAAGGAAGGCUGAGAGAUGGUAGAAAUGGUGGGUCGACAGCGAUUAAGGACGCCAUGGGAGAGCAAGAAUCAGAGAAUGUAUCAGAGUCGGCGAUAAGUCGGAGGUUGGACAGGAUUCUUGGGCGCUCAUCUCCGACGACUGAAGCCGCCACAGGGAGCGGCUCUUCGUCUCCGGGAAGGAGAGAUUCCGGGUAUGCCCCCUUUGUGCCUUUGCCUGCGGAUAUGUUCAGGAAGACCCCCCCGCCGGUUGAAGAGAUUUCCACCUCCGGCAAGGUCGAUCGGCUCGCAGAUGCUGGGUUUGGGAAGCCCGAUGGAUCCCCAGUCUCCCAAGGCCUCAGCAGUGGGAAUGCGGGCAAGAUGGCCGGAGGAUCGCCGAGCCCUUCAGAGGGAUGGCCGGAAACCGGCGACGGCGAUGGCUUCCCAGAGAUCAUGCCGAUACGCAAGGGGGAGAACAGGUUUGUCGUCAGCAAGAAGAAGGACCGGUCCCUGACUUCUCCGCAGUACAAGAGGAAGGUCGCCAUGGAGCAGGCCGGAAGCCCCAACUUCGUGCCGUUCGUUCCUUUUCCGCCAGGCUACUUCGCGAGGAAGGACGAGAAACCCUCAGUCGAGGAUUCCGACGGCAGCUCUGUGGCGGACUCUAAUGGCGGAAGCGAGGGAGCUGUUCCUUCUGGAGCCAACAGCUUUGCCCAGCAAGAGGAUGAUUCGUGGAGUGAUGAUGAUGGCGGAGGUUUCAGUGGCGGAUCUCCAGCUGAGGAGGCCGUGGAGAAGAGCCUGGAGGGAUCGGCGGUGACAGAGCCUGAUCCUCUUGACAUGUCGGAGGAGGCCAAGGCGCAGAGAUGGUUCCGCAGAGUCGCUCAGAUCACCGACAUAUCGGAGCUGAGCAAGAUCCCCGACGAGGACUUCCCGGAGAUAAUGCCCAUGAGGAAGGGGAUCAAUCGGUUCGUCGUCAGCAAGAGGAAGACGCCAUUGGAGAGGAGGCUCACCUCGCCGCAGUACAGGAGGAACUUGCCCGUUGUCAGCUCCGAGGAGCCCGAGGAAGACUCAACCGGGGAGUACCCGUCCUGGGAAGAAAAAGAAAAUAACAAUUACAACGAUUUAUAG
Spirodela intermedia is the source of this 3506-nucleotide messenger RNA. Lineage: Eukaryota; Viridiplantae; Streptophyta; Magnoliopsida; Alismatales; Araceae. The record is from the annotation of a GenBank genome assembly.